Rhodotorula graminis WP1 is the source of this 1437-nucleotide messenger RNA. RefSeq lists its product as uncharacterized. NCBI's taxonomy places the organism in Eukaryota, Fungi, Basidiomycota, Microbotryomycetes, Sporidiobolales, Sporidiobolaceae. Gene Ontology annotation, biological process: peptidyl-arginine methylation. Gene Ontology annotation, molecular function: protein arginine N5-methyltransferase activity; protein binding. The transcript has 5 exons. Gene Ontology annotation, cellular component: nucleus; cytoplasm. The record is from RefSeq and is a predicted model, not a curated record. Bases 1 to 1392 code for a protein of 463 amino acids.
AUGAGCAGCGCACCACCGCCCGUCCAGGUCUCUAACCCCACCGGCGACCUCGCUCCAGCCACCGCGGCCGACCUCGACGAGCGCCUCGCCCUCUCGCUCCGCCUCAUCGACGCCGUCUACGACCGCGACGACCGCCUCGUACAGCACCUCGUCCUCGAAGAACACGCAGAGUGCUGGGUCCAAGACGCCCAGGGCUGGACCGCCCUUCAUGCAGCAGCUCACACGGGCAGCGUCGACCACAUCAAGCUCCUCUUGCGCAAGGGCAACGCCGUCUGGUCCAUCCCCGACAACCUCGGCUGCACUGCGGGCGACAUCGCCUUCUCGAUGAACAACACCGACGCCUACGAGGAGCUCCUCGCCGAGGGCAUCCGCUCCGAGAUGCUGCGCGCCGUCCUCGAGGCCGCCCACUCGUCGUCGGGCGAGUCCGACGCAGCGUCUGACGCCGCCGACGACGCCGACAUGACGGCGCUUGACGCCUCUCGACCCGACGUCGAGGCCGGAGCAUCUGCCGCCAGCGACUCGACGACGGCGGCCGGCGCUGUCGCCCAGCUCUCGACCGCGUCCGACAACGCCACCUUCCUCGCGUCGCGCCUCACGUUCACGCACGACUCGCGCGGUCAGCCGAUCGCGCUCGACGCCGAGGGCAACGGCGUCAUGAUGGGCUGGGAGUCGGGCAUCAUGCACCAGACGGCGAGGCGCAUGUGCGAGCCGGCGUGGGGCGACCGGCGCGACAAGUCGUGGGCAGAGCUGCACAGCGAGGAGGAGGGCGACAGGGAGAAGUUGAGGGUCAUGAACGUCGGCUUUGGGCUCGGCAUUAUCGACACGUACCUGCAAGAGUACCACCCGACCCAGCACCUCGUCAUCGAGCCGCACCCGGACGUGCUCGCCUUCGCGCGCGAGAACGGCUGGUACGACAAGCCGGGCGUGCGCUUCUACGAGGGCACGUGGAAGGACUACCUCAAGGCGCUCGAGGCAGGAGACGAGGAGUACGUCGGGUGGGACGGCGUCUACUUUGACACCUACUCGGAGCACUACGCCGACCUGCACGCCUUCUUCCAGACCUUGCCCGACCUCCUCUCGACCUCGCCGAACGCCCGCUUCUCCUUCUUCCACGGCCUCGGCGCUACCUCGCGCCUCCUGUACGACGUCUACACGUCCGUGUCCGAGAUGCACCUGCGCGAGAUUGGCCUCGCGACCGACUGGAGCGAGGUUGACGUGGCGGGCGAGGGCGUCGGACGAUGGGAGGCGACGGGUGCGUCGUCGGCGGGUGCGCCGGGAGCUGGAGCGGCGGGCGCGAGGGACAAGAGGACCGAGGGCGAGGGCGAGAAGAAGUACUGGCGCGAGGAGAUGGUCGGGCGGUACCGGCUCCCGCUCUGCAGGCUCGAGUUUUGAGCCGGCCCGGGUCGCCCUGUGCAACGACGAGCGUACUUCAGGCUC